AUGGAACAUUCUACAUGCAUCGUGCUUCUUAUACUCUGUUCAAAAUGCGUUGGAGUUAAUAUAAGGAAGAUUGAGGUACCAGCGUUGGUGGAAGUGGGUACCGAAUCAGUUGUGCUCGACUGUCAAUACAAUAUUGACAUAGUGUCUCCAAGAAUCGGUCUGGUUAUGAAAUGGUUUUUCAACGGAUCACAAGGUCUUGUGUAUCAAUGGAUACCGCCCAUGCGGCCUCAAUUUAUCGGCCUGCUGAAAGGGAAAGUUGACGUGAAUUUUAAAAUUUCAGAUGAUCCACUUCAAGCCCACAGAGCGAUAAAAAUACAGAAUCCGACAACCGAUUUAAGCGGUAACUACACAUGCGUCGUUUCAACGUUCUUAGAGGAAGAUCGACAAACAAGGACAAUGCUCGUUUACAGUACAGCACAAAAUUUUGAAUUCGUCCAAGAAAAGAAAUACGUUUUUUUAGUGACAUUAAUUUGUUCUGCAGAAAAUUUGUACCCAAAACCAGUCAUGUCUAUUCUGUCAAAAGGGGUACCAUUAAAACAAGCUUUAACGGAAAUGAAAAUGAAUUCAUGGGGCCUGUACUCAGUUACCACAACGGCUGUGGUCCACGACGACGAUGUCGCAAGACCAAUGGAGGAGUUUGUGUGCAUGCUGUCUUUACCGCCUGCUAAUUACACGCGUAAUAAAACAACAGUGUAUUACCCCGGGUUAAUGCCUACUGCAUAUAUUGCCGCUUAUGAGGUGAAUAAGCCACAAGAACGCCUAUCAAACAGUGGUACGAUUGCAACGGCUUGCAAAGGUUUACUGGUUUUCUUGACCCUCUUCUUCUUAAAGUAG
This is a messenger RNA of Parnassius mnemosyne (clouded apollo), 834 nucleotides long. NCBI's taxonomy places the organism in Eukaryota, Metazoa, Arthropoda, Insecta, Lepidoptera, Papilionidae. The record is from the annotation of a GenBank genome assembly.